CCGAGCCCGCCGAGCCGCGCCGCCCGAGCCCCUCCGAUGCCUCCGACACCGCCGCUCCCGGGCUCCGCCGCGUCUCCGAGCAGCAUGGCACGGAUUAGGUACCUCCGCGCCGCUGUCUCGGGGUUUUAUCUGUGGGAAGCUGCGGUACUGCUCAGCUUGGUAGCCACGAAGGAAACAGACAGUGCAAGAUCUCGUAGCAUGCCAAUGUCGCCCUCUGAUUUCCUGGAUAAGCUAAUGGGUAGGAUGUCAGGCUAUGAUGCGAGGAUCAGACCAAAUUUCAAAGGUCCUCCAGUUAAUGUCACAUGCAACAUAUUUAUAAACAGCUUUGGAUCCAUUGCAGAGACAACCAUGGAUUACCGAGUGAACAUCUUUCUCCGUCAGAACUGGAAUGAUCCACGUCUAGCAUACAGUGAAUAUCCAGAUGACUCUUUAGAUUUAGAUCCAUCCAUGCUGGAUUCAAUUUGGAAACCUGAUUUGUUCUUUGCUAAUGAAAAAGGUGCCAACUUUCAUGAAGUUACAACAGAUAAUAAGUUGUUGCGGAUUUUCAAAAAUGGAAAUGUACUUUAUUCCAUCAGAUUGACUUUAAUACUUUCCUGUCCGAUGGAUCUCAAAAAUUUUCCAAUGGACGUGCAAACAUGUAUAAUGCAGCUGGAAAGCUUUGGAUACACAAUGAAUGAUCUCAUUUUUGAGUGGCAAGAAAAGGGAGCGGUUCAAGUAGCUGAAGGUCUCACUCUGCCACAGUUUCUAUUGAAAGAAGAAAAGGAUUUAUGUUACUGCACCAAGCAUUACAAUACAGGAAAGUUUACGUGUAUUGAAGUCCGGUUUCACCUUGAGAGGCAGAUGGGUUACUAUCUCAUCCAGAUGUACAUCCCGAGCCUCUUGAUCGUGAUUCUCUCCUGGGUGUCCUUUUGGAUCAACAUGGAUGCAGCUCCAGCCAGAGUGGCUUUAGGCAUAACAACUGUACUGACCAUGACAACACAAAGCUCAGGUUCACGAGCAUCUCUUCCAAAGGUGUCAUACGUCAAAGCCAUUGACAUCUGGAUGGCAGUGUGCCUGCUCUUUGUAUUUUCUGCACUUCUGGAGUACGCAGCUGUUAACUUUGUGUCAAGGCAACAUAAAGAGCUUCUGCGGUUCCGGCGCAAGAGGAAGAAGAGCAAGUAUUUUGAGGGAGUUCUUGAUGGAAAUGAAAUCAGUGAAUCAUUACAGCAUAGCAAUGGCUUGAGAUGUGCAGGACGUAUAGACGGGACUUUGCCUCAAGUCUACAGUACAAAUUUAAGGCAGGAUGAUGAUACACGUGAUAGUCAGUUUAGCAUUACAGCAUAUGGAGUGGGCCCAUGUGUGCAAGCAAAAGACGGAAUAACACAAAAGGGGCCAAAUAAUCCUGUUCAAGCUGUACCAAAAAGCCCUGAUGAGAUGAGAAAGGUGUUCAUUGACCGGGCCAAGAAGAUAGACACAAUAUCCAGAGCUUGUUUCCCAUUAGCCUUUCUGAUUUUCAACAUUUUUUACUGGGUAAUCUACAAAAUCAUCAGGCACGAGGACAUUCACCAAUAACAAGAUUUAGGCUUGCUGUACAUAAAGGUCUGGCUGUCACACUCAACAGGAGGUUUUUCCUUAGAAAUGCACAUCAGAAAAGUGAUUGGAAGAGUUGAAAGCAAUGAUGGGGAGAAAGAGGAUCCUGCACGGCCUAAAAUGACCAGCUACACUGGGAUGGAAGAAUGACACCCAGAGAAGAUACAUCUGCUAUUGCAAACUCUCCUUGUCAGACUAAAUAUUUACAACUUUUUCAUUGAAAAUCACUCUAUACUGAAGCUUUACUGCCAAGUAUUUAUACAUACUGUUACAUAGUGGUAUAACUGUACAGUAUUCUUUGAUGGUCCUUAAUAUUUUUUUUUAAUUCUGGUGUAUUUUUAAUUUUAAAAAUGUUUCCAGAAUACUCUAGGUGAAUCCCACAGUGUUACAGAGUAGAUUAGUGUUUGUAAGUUUUAUUUUAAUUUUACAAUAUAAUGACAAAUUAAUGAUUGGAGAAAACAGUUUAAAGGACUUGAUCUAUUCUUAAGGACAGUACUGGUGGUUUUAGAAUUUAACAUACGUAAUGUAUUUAAGUCAUAUAAUUUAUUCAAUGUACCUCAUAUUACUGUUCCCCUGGAAGGUGUAUGUUGAAAUAAUCUCAGACAGCACAAGGUAUACAGCCUAACAGUCUACAUCUUAUAUGUGAAAUAUACUAAAAUUUGUAAAGUAUUGAUUCCUGAAAGGAUUUGUUCCUUUUAAUUACUUACACUUUCAUAAUUGAAGCAUAUUCUUUAAUCUUUUUUAUAUUUUUAAGUGUUUUUUUUCUCAAUUCAUAAAACUCAUACAGCUUGUGAAAUACACAAAUUACAUCAAAAUUUUGUAAUGCUUCAUUUUGAUUCAAUGCAGAGAUCUUGGAUAAAACCUGAAAGCAAAGAGUCAAUUGCUUCACUGAAGCAUUUGGAGGAUGAAUACAGUUAUGUUUAUGCACAUUCAUCUCCUAUAUAUUACAUAAUUACAGGAAGUUUAAUUUAUGAAUGUGUCAAAUUUUCUGACUCAUUCUUUGAAGUUUGUUAAUAUGUCUUAGAUACUGGUUAAGAAGCUCUUCACAACUUUGGAAAACCUUGCAGCUCUUCUAAAACAUAAAAAAAGACCUGGAUGGUCUUUUACAUUUACUGGAUUUCACAUUAAUAAAUAGGAGAACAACUAUUAAAAUGUCUAGAAAAAUCUUCCCUGUCAAGGUUUAAAUAAGCCAUAUUAGUUGCUUCUUUGAAUUGUUACACCAUACAUCAUAUUUAUGGCACCGUGUCUAGGCAAGAGUAUUUACUUCUGUCAAUCCAUUGGCAAAGCAAAAACAUACUAUGAUGUGGAAAUAUAGCAUUUAGAAUUAUUAGAUACUCUAAAUCCAGUAGGUGAGGCUUAUUCUCAUUGCAAAAUAUUUUUAUUUUGAACACAUUUAAAAUCUGUGCUUUGUUGAUGACCAGAAUAUGUGUACAAAAACAGAAUUGGCUGGAGGCAAACAUCUGGUGCACUGCCAAAGGCACCCUGCAUAUGAAGUAACAGAAGCAAUGUAACUCUGUGGUGGGGAUUGUAACAUAGCAACCCUGGGUUUGGUUUGUUAUUCUUUUCCUCCCAGGAUUAGUUAGAGAGAUUCUAUAAUAGCAGCACUUAGAUUUUCUUAAAUUGUGUCAGGAAGAACAUGUAUAACCCACCUUUAUUUCAAAACUAUUAUUCUUUAAUAGUUUUGCUUCAUUUAUAAUCUAAAAUUAAUUCAAUUCACUUUUUUGAUUUUUUUUCUGGUAUUGUGUCUGCUUUUUUUAUCUUUUUUAUUUCUUUAUGUGCAUGUUCCAAAAAAUCUCAUUCACUUUUGAAGGUGUGAGGGGGUAUCACAAAUUUAUGGCUGACAUUCACCUCUCUCAAAGUUAGGGUUAAUUUUAUUGUAUGAAAAAGUUAUGUUAACAUGUUUCUGUUUUCAGCAAAAUCAACUGGUUUUUGUUUAAGGGCUGUUUUCAAAUGCACAAAACAUUUGGCAUGUGAUUCUGUUUUGAUAUGAUGGAAUCAAGGUCUCUCUGGGGCUGAUGGUUUUGUGGACUUUUUUUAAUGGAACCAUAACAUUUACCAAAGUAACAGAAGCCUCGGUAGUCGACUAAUUGUGUGUUUUUCAAAAGGAAAUAAUUACUUUAAAUUGAAGUUUCAUUUAGAUUAUUCCUAAAUUACUUUGUAAAAAGUCACAUGGUAGAGAAAGAGAGAAAUGUCAUUUAAGAUGGUAAGAAACUUCAAGGCACAAAUGUCUGCUAUUCACCACUGACAAGGGGAAUAGUCCAAAACUGCCAGCAGACAUGCCAGCCCUGUGUGCAAAGCUGGAAUCAACAGCCACUGACAUCAGCUAAGAUGAUUGUAAGAGAUGAUUUUUUUUUUUUUUUUGCAACUGUAUAAUGAAGCAGCAGGAAAUGAUGUUGAGAUGCAAGAAUUGAAAGGUACCCUGCAGUAUUUACCAGACUUCACUAUUUAUGUUGCACUCCCAUCAAAGAGGCAGUGGAAAUGCAGGAAAAAAAUCAUCAAGGAAAUAAUGCUUGAGGCAAAUGGUAUCUUGCAGGGUUCCUCCUAUAUAUAAAGAAAGCCCCAUCCAUUAGCAGAAGUAAUAGCUACCUCACUUCACUAUCACUGAAGCUGGCCUCUGCAGAGAACAAGUCCUUGGCAAAGCCACACAGGAAGGCUUCUCAUAAGCACAAUGCCUGUGUGACAGGAUAGCGCAGCUUUGUCCCAAGUCAUCACUCAACACAGACCCUGUACUUCUUAGGUCAUGAUCUCAUGUGAUUUCUGUGGACCAGCCCUAUACUUCAAAAAUUAAAUACUGACACUUAGAAGAACAUUGUAACACAAUGAGAACAGAGGGAGGCACUGUAGGAUCUGGAGGAAUACCCCAGUAACAGAGCUACUGAGGAGCUGACACAGUCACCAUAAAGGGGGAAAAAAGGGGAUUAGGUACCCUUAGUAUUUUUCUCAACUCUACCAUGUCUCCUUAGGUACACUUGCUCAGGUGGAAGCAGUAACUACGAGAGGAAACGGUUUAUAUCAUCUGCUGCAAAAUUUAUAUUGUUUUGCAACAGUAGUUUCUACCUGUGCAGAUUGACUUCCACACCAUCCUUUCGUGAUGGAAAGUGGAACAGGAAGGUACAGGAAGAAAAGUCUGGGCUGUGCACAGCAGAGCAGGGGCCACAGGGAGAGAGAAAGCCCAAAGCAGAGCCCGGAACCUCUUACAUGACUGAAUGGCUGAAUCCAUGUCACCCCUUAUAAGGCAAAAAACUUACCUUGAGAGAGGAGAAGAAAAGCCCCUUAGAGGUGCAGUAGAAAUGCUCAACUAUUACUGUACCAAACUCCAAAUUAAAUUCCAAAACAGUUAAAUGCAUUUUAUUUUUAAAACUAGAUCCAAAUACCAACACAAUAAGCCUGCAUAGUUAGUGGGAUGCCUUUUUUCUAUAACGCUGCAAAACUAUGUGAAGAUGAAAGGGAAUAAGGAACACAAGUAUUUUAUUGCUUAGAAUUCAUCUAUUUUAACAACAAAAUAAAGUAGAUUUUACUUUCAAAGACUUUUUACAGCGAGUAGUAUUAUUUAAACAGGUUAUUAUAAUUCAGGAAGAACAGAGAAUUUACUUAAGAUUUAAUUAUUUUUCAUCUCAAUCAUACAUUAUUUUUCUUUGGAUUCCUUUUCUUAUAGUUCAUUCCAAAAUCUGCUUUAUAAAGAUUCGUUUGUGAUGUGUGAGAGAUUAUUCUGUUUACUCACUAGACAGAAAUAUUUAGGUGAUUAAAUUUGCACUUUACAUUUAAGGAGUGAGGUAUUGCUUCCACUGUGUAUAAUCCCUUACGGAACUGUAGACUGAUAAUGUAGAUAAACACAGAAUAUAAUACAAAAGAUAGAAUGUGUACAAAACCUUAUAUUUUUUAACAGUAGGGAAAGAUAAAAAGUCUUCUUAGAUAAAGAUAAAAAGUCUACUUAGAAAAAGUAAAAGUAUUAUUUUCAGCAAUAAUUUUAUAGUAGAAGGAAAUGAAUCUAUACAAUUCCCAGCCCAAGCUGACAUGACUGGUUGCAAGAUACACUUUUUGUGCAACUUCUGCUCUCUGAGCUAUCACAGAAAUUAAUCUAAUCCAACAGAAUAGAGUUUGGCUUUAAAAUGUGAAACUGCUGAAUGAGCUAGAAAUACAUACAGUACCCCUGUGAGGUAGUAAAAUAACUUUCCACAUCUUACUGCACAAUCAUAUGGUUAUUUAGGUGAGUACAAUACCAGAUUUCACAGCUUUUUUCCUUUUUGAGACAACUAAAAAGAAAAACAUAUAUCUCAAACCAGACUACUUGUUAGUAAUAAAAUGGGUGUUCUGUUUUGGAGUGGUUACAGAAAAGGUGUCUUCAGGCAACAAUAACCUACAGUAAUUACUGAAGUACUAUCAGUUUGGAAGGCUUGUGGAAGCAGGUUAGAUUGCUAGAAGCAGUGGAUUAUUGCCAGAAAAAUGUUGGCUCAUCCUGUCUUCUUGACAUUCUCGAAUAUUACUGCACUUCUUCACUUUCAUCUUUGUGAAAUAUGCAAGAAACAUUUCUUACAUUUGUAUUUUAAUGUACAUCAGAGUGAUAUUAACAGAUGAAAUGGACUAAAGUAGCUACUGAUGUUCCAUGAAUGUGGAAUUGUGAGCUGUAUAAAUGAAAUUGUGCCAUAAGCUUUUGACAUAAAGGUUUAACAUAAUAUAUGGUAUUUUGUGUGUUAGUGAUCCUGGCUUUUUAAAGGCUACAGAGAGAAAAAAAUAAAACUUGAUAUGAUAGUGUAUUAAUAACUUGUCUGUGAGUUUUCAAAAUAUUCUCCUGUGAGUUCUCUCUGACAGCAAUUUCAUCUCAAAGUACUUCCUUUUUUGGCAAAAAAUCUAUAAAUGUGUUGUGCAUGGAUUUGAUUAGAUUCCUUUUUAUUGUAUUACAGUAUCAUAUUGCACUUAAACUGACAUUCUCUGCAGUCAGAAGUGUUAAAAAUGUGAAAUUUAUGGUGUCACCCAUGUCAUUGUAGAUAUUUUGUUCAAAAAAAAUAAACUUAUC
Molecule: messenger RNA, 6583 nt
Organism: Cyanistes caeruleus (blue tit)
Lineage: Eukaryota; Metazoa; Chordata; Aves; Passeriformes; Paridae
Gene: GLRA3
Product: glycine receptor alpha 3
Biological process (GO): chloride transport; monoatomic ion transmembrane transport
Cellular component (GO): plasma membrane; postsynaptic membrane
Molecular function (GO): extracellularly glycine-gated chloride channel activity; transmitter-gated monoatomic ion channel activity; glycine binding
Source: RefSeq, a predicted model, not a curated record